Molecule: messenger RNA, 3219 nt
Organism: Nestor notabilis (Kea)
Lineage: Eukaryota; Metazoa; Chordata; Aves; Psittaciformes; Psittacidae
Gene: WDR72
Product: WD repeat domain 72
Exons: 19
Coding region: 1-3219 (1072 amino acids)
Biological process (GO): protein localization to plasma membrane
Cellular component (GO): cytoplasm
Molecular function (GO): protein binding
Source: RefSeq, a predicted model, not a curated record
AUGAAGGUAUCAGUACAGGCUGUGGCAGUGUGGGGGAAAAUAGCUCCCUCUCAUAGCAUCACUGCUAUUAUGAUUACAGAUGACCAGCAGACUAUAGUUACAGGAAGUCAAGAAGGGCAAAUAUGUCUCUGGGAUCUUUCAUCAGAAUUAAAGAUUUCAUCUAAAGAGAUGCUCUUCGGCCAUACUGCUUCUGUAACUUGUUUGGCAAAAGCAAGAGAGUUUGAGAAACAACCAUAUGUAGUAAGUGCUACUGAAAAUGGGGAGAUGUGUGUUUGGAAUGUCACUAGUGGACAGUGCAUUGAGAACACAAAGCUUCCUUAUAGGCAUACAGCAAUCCAUUAUUACCAUUGCUCAUUCCGAAUGACAGGUGAAGGCUGGCUUCUUUGUUGUGGAGAAUAUCAAGAUGUUCUUAUUAUUGAUGCUAAGAGUUUGGAUAUUCUUCACACUUUAUCAUCAUCUCAGUCUUCUGAUUGGAUAAAUUGCAUGUGUAUUGUACACUCUGCAAGAAUUCAAGAAGACUCGUUGGUUGCAGUGUCAGUAACUGGAGCUCUUAAAGUAUGGGACCUGUCUUCGUCUUUGAAUAGCAUACAGGAGAGACAAAGUGUGUGUGAGAAGGAAUCAAAAUCUCUGGACUGUAUAAAUUGUCAAGCAGUACGGUUUUGUACAUACACAGAAAGGCUCCUUCUUGUUGUGUCUUCCACAUGCUGGCAGGUCUAUGAUUACUGUGAUUUUUCCUUGCUUUGUACUGAGUUCUGUAAAAGUGGUCAGUGCUUUACUGGUGGAGAAGUACUAGCAGCUUACAGACUUAUCAUCUGGACAGAAGAUGGUCACAGUUACAUCUACCAGCUGCUGAACAGUGGGCUUUCUAAAAGCAUAUAUCCUGCCGAUGGGAAGGUGCUGAAAGAAACUGUUUAUCCUCAUUUACUCUGCUUUACUGAUGUGAAGGAAAAUAAGAGUUUUUCUUUUGCCAUGGGCUUCAUGAAUGAAAGAAAGGAGCCUUUCUAUAAGGUUCUUUUUUCUGGUGAAGCUUCAGGAAGGAUCACUCUGUGGCAUGUUCCUGAUGUCCCUGUGUCAACAUUUGAUGGUUCUCCAAAAGAGAUCCCAGUUACAGCAACGUGGAGUCUUCAGGAUAAUUUUGAUAAACACCAUUCAAAGUCAGAGGGCAUUAUUGAUCAUCUCUGUGCAUCUAAAGAUGGAAUCGAAAGUGCAGUUGUCAGUUCCUCUGUAUAUAUACCCAGUCUUGAUAAACUUGUGUGUGGAUGUGAAAAUGGGAAAAUUUUUGUAACACUAGGUUUAAACACUGCAAGAGCACGACUUUUGGAAAACAUGUCUUCGAAAGAUAAUCUACCUUAUAAGGUUCUGAAUGGUCAUCGUAGCAGAGUCACUUGUUUACUUUAUCCACAUAAUAAAUCAGUAAGAUUUGAUCCAAGCUGGCUGCUAUCAGGGGGCCAGGAUUCUGUUGUGAUCUGCUGGGAUAUAUUUACUGGAGGCAUCUUACACCAAUUUAGUCUGCAAGCUGGUCCAGUGACAGAGCUUUUGCGGUCUCCAGAAAACUAUAAAUUAAAAGACCAUGGUAUAGUGUGUUGUGUGUGCAGUGAUCACUCUGUAGCAAUUCUAGACCUUCAGAAGAGAGUAUGUCUCUUACACGCCAGAAAGCAUCUGUUUCCUGUGAAGAAGAUAAAAUUUGACCCUGUUGAAAAUCUGAUAAUUGUUGGAUGUGAAGACAAUUCAGUUUAUAUUUGGGAAAUUGAAACAGGUACACUGGAAAGACAUGAGACAGGUGAAACAGCAAAAGCAAUUCUUAGUGCCAUUGAAGAUUCAGAAUACCUGGUGGCAGAUUCUCUACUUCCUGCAUCUCAAGAGUCAAAAAGAAAUAAAAAUGCUGGAUACAAACACUCUAGCUUCUAUAAACAUGGCAUGGUCUCUUAUGAUUUCACUCACACAGAAAAAACGUCAGAUCAGUUAACUGAUACCAGCUGCAUCCUACAGCCCUUUACUAUUUUACCAGUUAAGACAAAAUGGAACAGUGCGAACUUUCAUGUUCUUUUAUUUGAUCUGGAAAGACUGGAGGAACUUCUGCUGUCAUCUCAAUUCAAUGGAUUAAAGUCUUCAAAUUCGUUCCACAACUAUGACACUCUAGAAAGAGCCAAAAGUGCUACUGAGAAAAGGACAUUGACAUUAAAAAGAAAUAAAACUGCUGGCUCCAUAUCUCCAGUGGAUGGGCAAGUAGAUACUGUUUGUUCGGUCCAGGUCUAUAGGGAUAACAACACAGCUAGGCCUUUGGAUGAAAGUGGCAUGAAAAGACAGAAGAAAAUGAAGAGUUCAAGAAAGAUUAGAAUGCAGCCAUCAGGUAACAUUGAUGUGAACAUUGUCACAGAUACAGCUAAACUGCUUUUGUCGUGUCUUUUACCAUGGGGUGUAGAUAAAGAAAUAGACAAUCUUUGUGUUAGGCAUUUAGAUAUCUUGAGGCUUCAGCAUCCUGUUUCUUUUGGACUUGUGUCAAAUGAAAACCACCUAUCACUAAUGUUGCCAGGAUGGAAAUGUACUGAUUGUGGCAUGCUAGAAGAACAUGCAAUAAUCAACUUGUUUUCAAAAAGAGUGCUUGAUUUAUCAAACAAGUACCUUGCUGCAAUUGAAGGACACACUGGAAAGAAUGAUGGACCUGAGAAUGUUUAUGGAACAAAGGGAUUGGAAACAGUACUCUUCUUAUUUAGGAGAAUAGCUUUGAUCAACAGGAUAAUUAACAUACCUUCAACAAUUACAGAUGACAUUGAAAGUCCACAGAAAUCAGAAUCUGUACCUGACAAAUGGCGAAAUGUGGAAGCAAUAACACAUUCAUUCCCUAGUUUUUAUGGGGAGUUACCAAGAAGUAAAAGUAGAUAUCAUUCCUCGGACUUUGGGAGUGUUUCAUUGCUGAAACUCAUUUGUUGUUGGAGUGACCAAUCUAUAAAGAUUAUUGAGGCAAUGCAAGCAGUGCUGCUGGCAGAAGUUCAAAGGACUAUGAAUGCCUUAAGAAAAACAGCCAUACGCAGAGAGCCAUUGGCCAUGGUAGAGAAUGGAAAUGUCAGUGCGCUGAAGCAUGACAAGAGCUCCAACUCGGCAAACUUCCAAGAUGUGGAGGAUACGCCUGACAGAUGCGUCUUGGAAGAGUCUGAGAGUCCAGAUGACAUGAAGUCACAUCCCUGGAUAUCCAAGGUGUGCUCCUGUAAGGUGUGUUAG